AGGCCCAACCCUCCCCUGCCCCGGGGAAAUAUUGCUGACCCCUGUGCCUGUGGUUAGAGGACUUGCUUUGACUUCUAGGAUCUUUUCAGCCUGAGGAGACUGAGCCCCACAUCUUCACAGAGCAGUGCAUAAACCACCCCACCUUUAACCUUCCUAUGAAAAGUUUCUGAAACCAUGAAUCCUGUUUAUAGCCCUGGAUCUUCUGGGGUUCCCUAUGCAAAUGCCAAAGGAAUUGGUUAUCCAGCUGGCUUCCCAAUGGGCUAUGCAGCGGCUGCUCCUGCCUAUUCACCUAAUAUGUAUCCUGGAGCAAAUCCUACCUUCCAAACAGGUUACACACCAGGCACACCAUAUAAAGUAUCUUGUUCACCUACCAGCGGUGCAGUGCCCCCUUACUCUUCAUCACCCAAUCCCUACCAGACUGCUGUGUAUCCGGUUCGAAGUGCCUAUCCACAGCAGAAUCCAUAUGCACAGCAAGGCACUUACUACACACAGCCUUUAUAUGCAGCACCACCCCACGUAAUCCAUCACACCACAGUUGUGCAGCCUAAUGGCAUGCCAGCAACCAUGUACCCUGCUCCAAUUCCACCACCAAGAGGAAAUGGUGUGACUAUGGGAAUGGUGGCUGGGACUACUAUGGCAAUGUCAGCAGGUACUUUGUUGACCACUCAUUCCCCAACUCCAGUUGCUCCUCAUCCAGUUACUAUGCCCACAUAUCGGGCUCCAGGAACACCAACCUAUAGCUAUGUGCCCCCACAGUGGUGAUCAUCCUGGCAGUGUUUGAAGAUGGGAGAUAUGCAAUCAAGUAAUUGAGGUUUAAAAGUUGGUGCUGAAGCCCUCAUGCCUCCAACCAGGACUUUCUUCUGAAUGCUUUCAACACUUUGCUAAACACUACUAAUUCCUGAUCACUGAAGAUUUUCCAGUGCUGCAUAUCUUACAUCUUGGAACUCCAGCAGUUAGUCUUAAAGCAAAUCUUGUUUUGUGGACUGUCUUGCAAUUUUUUUAGCUAAUUAUAAUGAUAAAAAGGGAGCAUAAAUUUAUUCUGAUCCAUAUCUAGUUGAAUGCAUGUUUAAAAAAACCCACAAGAAACAAAGCUUGUUCAAUCUACCUGCGGUGACUGAUGCAAAAACCAUCAUAUGCAAAAUCCAAAGGAACCGAAAAGUAUUUUACAACUUGUAUCACUAAUGCACUGUUGUAAUAUAUGCAGGGUCUUCAAGGUAGAAUCGUGAAAGUGAAUUUCUUUAUAGAAUGCCAUUAUAUACAUUAGAUAAGUGUUUCAACCUUUUUGGGUUGAUAGAAUUGCCAGUUCAAAGGAGCGCGGUUUUUUUUAAUUUAAGUGAUAUAUUCAUUUCCAAUUAAAUUCAACUAGUACAAAUUGGAAUGACUGGAAAAUGAGUCUGACAAGCUGCAGAAAUCCUGCACAGAAUUAGUUUACCGUGUACCUUUCCAUUUCCGUUAUAGGGAUUCAGUGUUAUGCAGACAUUUUUAAGGAUCAGAAUUAAUUGAUAAAUGUGUGGCUACCUAAAGGAAAAUCAAAUACAGUAGCCUUCCUUGAGGAAGGGAGGUAACAUCUCUAUAAUGAAUUGCACCUCCUGAAUAAAAGUGAUCUAGUUAGAAACCAUCACCACCUUCCAUACGACAGAGCAUUCAUCAGAAUGAGACUUGCCACACAAACUAAUAAAAUCCAAUUUUAUUUGUCUUUAGGUGUUUUUCCUAAGAAUGUUCUAGUCCAUUGAAAAACCACAUGUGCAGUUGAACCAGCUUGCUUUUCAGAUAUUUAAGAGAUUCUAGUUGUUUCUACAACCAACAGGAGGAGUUCAAUUACAUUGUUAUCCUGAAGAGAGAACUUUGUGCGUUUGUUAAGCAUAUUAAAGGGGAACAAACAAUUUUAACAAUGUCCUUAUUAGCUCAUAUUAUUUGCAGUGCGGAUUAUGGAUGUAGUGUAGCAGGGCUAUCAGAAUGCAGAGAUUUCAAAAGUUGUGGGGGAUUUUAUCCUCUAACAUAUUUGUGAUCGAAGUAGGAGCCAUUCAUUCGUUAUAGCAUAUUUGAUGUAACAGUUGGGAUUUUCUUUUUUUUUCCCUUUUUUUUAACUUCCUAAAUUGCACUUGGAAAGCACGUAAAUUAAGACGGACUGCAGAUUAGUGUUUUCAUCACAAUGAGUCAUUUCCAGUAUCUUUGCUUGCAACUUCAAUUUUUAAAAUACCUCAAAGCAAAUGCUAUGGGGAUAAAGGGCUAGCCUUGGAACCCAUUUAUAUACCAAAAUCAUUAUGGGAAAGGAUUUUAAAUUUAUAAAUUUGAAUAUUGCACACAAAAAUCAAGGUUUUUCUUAAACCUGCCUGAUUUAUGGUCUUAGUAAGAUGCAGUGUUUUUUUUUUGCGGGGGUGGGGAAGGAGAGAGGAUACAUUCUGCCUGCAAUAAAUUAUGCAGUAAAUGGUUAUAAAAUGUUGUUCCCUUUUAAGAGUUUACACAGAGGUAUGUCAGACUGUAGUGUUUGUAGUUUAAUUUUCCAUCCAGAAGUGAUUUUUUUUUAAAUUGUAUAUCUACUCGUGCUUUGUUUUGGGGUGUUCUGCUCCUUAUACAGAUUUGGCAGCUACUUCAAGGUAGCAUCAGUGCUGAUUUUAACGCUGCCAUUCCAGUACUUGUCCCUGGUGGGAUGUGUACACACCUGAAAACCCAUUAGAGGUUAGAGCCUUUGGUAACUUUAUUUUUUACAAUAAGCACUCUUUUACUACCAUGUUUUAUUUUAUAAAUUUUAGAAUUAUUUUGCAUGGAUCACUGUAAACAGAUGACCCACACACACUUAUUUCCAAUGCCUUUAACAUAACUAUGGUGUUGACUAGAAAUACUUUUUUAAAUGUACUUAUGAGCACUUAUUUCAGCUUGAGGAUUUCCAUAUAUUUAUGUAUGGAGCAGAGAUUUACCCCAAACAAACCAUUUGAAUCUGUACUGCUUUGUUCAAGUCUGUUAUUACAAUUCCAUUUGUGUCGUAGGGUUGCAGCAUUGACUCGUCAGGUGUUCCAGAGACUGUAGUGAACAUUAAUACAGGCAGUUUAUCCCGUUUAGCUAGUUUAGAGUGAGACUUUUUGUUGUUGUUGUUGUCUUUUUAGUAUGUUUUUUUAUGAAAAAGGAGUUGUGAGGUGUGAAAUGAUGCUGUCUUGGGGAGAAGCUAUAAAGUACAAGUUUUAAGCUUUGCUGUCUCCUGUCUUGUUACCCAAUAAAGUAAAGCUUUGAAACCAUAGGAGAGAACUUUUCAUGAAUGCUGCAUUAAUAGAUUAAUAGUUAAGGAAAGAAUAUAAUGUCCUAUAUAUUUGCUCUAACUUCCUAAAUGUUUUCUUGGAAUCUGUCUCCCAGUAAUACUAUUCCAUAACAUUUAGGCAGUCUCACUUACUUGAGCACUUUUUUCUAAGUUGCAUUAUGGGAUUCAUCUACAAGGGGGGAAAUUACCUUUUUCUUGCAAAAGGUACCGUACCUUCCAGAUGUGAUUGCUGUAACUAAUGGGAGGUAGGAGCAUGUCUCCGGUAGUUUGAUUAGGGGAGUAACCAAAAGCACAGUGUGUUUGGGUGGGGGAUGUAUAUACAACUAUCUUAAUGGUAUUUUGUUGCAAAAAGUAGAAAGCAUGGAUAUAAAACUGGGAUAAAAUCAUAUGUUGUUUAAUAGGAGUUUACACAGCGAGGGUCUUAAGAAACAUUCUCUCCUGCUUUUUAUACUACAUUCCCUAUUUAGAAUUCCUGUACAAAUAUAUACACAUGUACACAGUAUAUGUUUUGCACUGGAGCUCUUCAAAAAAUACUGGGUGUCUAGUGCAGUAGAGAACAUUUCAAAUCAAUCUUCUCUAAAAACUUUUAUGGCAGCUUUAUAUAAUAGAUUUAAAAAAAAACGAAAAAAAACUUUUAAACCUGGAACUGAAGAUAAAUAACUAUUUCAGCAAUAACAUAAGAGAAGUCCAAGAUGCAUUUUGGUUCUAAUUUCAAGUGUUUCAUUUAAACAAAGUAUUGUUUAGGCUGAGAUUUGUUCCCUAGGUCAGUAAUGUCUGACUUAAGUCUCUUAGAGAGAGUAGCAGCAAAAUAGUUAUGUUCUUGAAAAAGGCUAAUAAUUGGCACCAGAAACUCAUAGCUCUAGUCAGUGGUGUGAUGUUCACUAAUGAACACAAGGAAGGAAAUCUAAAACUGUUCCAGUAUCUUCAAUAUUGUUCAUAAACUUGCUUGAACCAAACAUCUCCAGUUGACAUUUCUAGGAGACAGAGGAAUGCUGUUCAUGGCAGCUUCUUUUUGAGUGUACUAUGCAAGUUUAGUGCUUAAGUGAAAUGAGAGAACACACACAUUUUGUAAUUUGCCAUCUGCUGUAGUCCUUCCUACUGUGGUCUCACCUACUGAAAAGCCCUAUAAGUACCACCAUGUCUUAGUGUUGUUAGACUAUAGUUCAUGGUACAGAUUUUUGUAUACCAGGGUACUCUACAUCGAGUCUUUACAAAGCAAUCUGGCUUCUGCAUGGAAGAUGGGCCACUUACAGUAUCUAAGAAAGAUUCUAAUUUUUAAUUUGGAAUAGCUCCCCAGGGCUUGAACACAGUAUUAUAUGCCAUUAGUCUGGUUUUUAAACAUAUUACUCUUUUUCUGGGUAGAUUAGUGCAGCAGCCUUUUAAGACCAUUGUAGGUUUAAGUCCACUAAGGGGGGUUGGAAAAUACCAUGUGAGAGAAACCUUCCCUUUAUUGGAACACAAUAAUAAUGAUGCAUCAUUUACAACUUUUGGGAAGAGAGAACAGGUGCUGGGAUUGUUAAUUGGAUUGUAAUUUGCAAUUGAUCAGAAAGUAGUUUGCACAGUUCCUAGUAGAGAAUAGACAGAUCUUCUCCAGCAGGUGUCGCUAUAGGAUAAUUUGUGGAAGGUCAAAAUUAAUUCAGUAAUCCCCAUUUUGAACUGCAUUCUUUUCAUGGCAGCCUGUUAGAAAAUGCAAGGGAGAAUUAAACUUGUCUAAAUAUUUCCGCCUAAAGAAUCACUUUUCUAAUCUUGUGCAUUUAGCAGCUCUAAGCCUCCUGUAGAAACAGUUGCACAUGCUGAAGGGCAAUGUUUAUAAAGAAAACAUUGCAGUAAAGUCAGGAUUGUUUUUUUACCGUCAUGCUUUGUUCUGACUUUUUUAGAUCUAUUUAGAGAUCUUCUCUAGUGGCUUUCCAGCAGGCUGUCUUCAUCUGUGUGUCCUGAAAGAAGUUGGGGGUGGUAGGGAAGUGGGUUGCAGGGAGGAGGAGUGAUGCUGAGGAGAAUGUACACUUGGAAAUAUCUGAAAACCACAAUUUUGAGGGUCCACUUGUAAUAUCAAAUAUUCUAAACAGUUGUUAACCUCUAAAACUCCAAAAUAAAAAAAACAUGACAGUAACUUUUCCAAACUGGUGUGACUUUUGGGCACUUAGCAGGCGAACUGGGAAAGCUUUUUUUUAGCUGGCUGCUGUACAGACUUGUUUUAAGUAGAAUGGAUUUGUUAGUGGGUUUUUUAUUGUGAUGCUAUUAUUGGCUGCCCUCAUGUCUAAGAUCUGAAAAAAAAUGAGUGCAUGCAACAGAAGUACAAGAGGCCCCAGUAAUAGUGCUCAUGUUUGUUAUGAAAUAGGCACAGGUUUCCUUUUUUAUGACUUUUUUUCAAACUGUCUUACAAGCAGUUAUAUUGGUACUUUUUUAAGUUUAGGUCAAUGUUGUCUUCCAGAAUAAGUUUUAAAGCAUCACUCACUUCUACAUUGAACUAUUGCAUCAACACAAAGGAGUGGAGAUUCCAUCCUGAGCCAGUUCAAUUAUGUGUAAAUUCAUACUUUUUUUAUUUUUUAUGCAAUCCAAUGAGUAGAUGAGCUCAGAUUUAAAUUCUUAAAAGCACGUUUAUUGUAACAAGAAUUGUUAUGUAUUAAUACUUCAGUUUUCAAUAAAGAUUGACUUGUGUUGCUUA
Messenger RNA from Alligator sinensis (Chinese alligator), 5918 nucleotides. It is a transcript of the gene FAM168B, whose product is annotated as family with sequence similarity 168 member B. The coding region runs from base 175 to 762 and encodes 195 amino acids. The record is from RefSeq and is a predicted model, not a curated record. The transcript has 7 exons. Lineage: Eukaryota; Metazoa; Chordata; Crocodylia; Alligatoridae.